CAUCCACACACGCGUACGCAGCGAGAGAGAGAGAGGGAGGGUCGCACUGUACAGCGAGUGAAUGCCACACACACACGUCUUCUGUCCGCUGCGCAUUAUCUACUACGUGCCACCCUGCCACCCACCCUGCCAUCCAUAUCAGGUGAAUCCGACGUCGCCCUCCCUCCUCCUUCCCGACGUCAUCCACACCAGCAGCAUCUCCUCUACACGCGACUGCCUCGACGUGUAUGUGUCCCAAAAGGUCAGGGCCGCAAACAGCAGGAACAGGACGCCGGCGAUGAAGGACAUGGUCCGCUGCGACAGCGCCUUCUGCACCAAAGCCCCCAUGACCACGGCCAGCACGGUGGCCAGGGCGUGUCCGAUGACCGCCCCGACUGCGACGCCCCCCGCGUUGUAGGUGGCGGCGAGGGCCACGGUGGAUAUCAUGGACUUGUCCCCCCACUCUGCCAGGAAUAUCACGCCAAACGCCAUGCAGAACAGGGCGUACAGCCGCAUCGCAGCAGCAGAGGCGGAGGUCUUCUAACACAAACACACACACACAGACGCACACGGAGAGAGGGGAGUCAUCUUCGUCCAUCCAGAUCCAUCCAUCCAUCCGAUUAUCCAUCCAUCUGUCUGUCUGUCUGUCUGUUCUCUCACAUGAGUGGUGGGCGUGUGGAGGAGUUCGAUGGUCUCCUCGGCUUCCUUGAGCGACUCUUGCUGGUGCUCAGGCCUGCGCACCGCCACAUACAGCUCCUGCAGCCCGAAGACGACGAACAGCAGGGCCGAGAGGUACCCCACCCACACGGACGCCACGUGGAACAGCUGCGGGAUGGUGCGGACGGCCGCCCCCAUCACCACUGAUAUCACCGUCAUGACCACCAACGCAGCCAUGGUGCCGCAAAACACCAUCAACUGCGACAUCUCCCGGGCCAGCAGCCUGCAGGACAUCGCCCCACACGCACACAGAAUGCAUCUUCUUCCAGUAUGUGUAUCGAGCCGCCGCCACGAGAUGGUGCACACUGUAUAGCGGCGUUCCUUCCUUGCUUGUCUUACAUGGCAAUGAAGAAUGUCUUAUCGCCAAUCUCGGAGGAUACGGUCAUAGAGAGCGAUACGAUGGUGGAGGCCGUGAAGUCGGCGAACGACAGCAUCGUCGACAUGGACGCAGCCAGCUACACCCUCCGCCGUUUGCACAACUCUGUCUGCUACCUCGCCUGGUGGUUG
Molecule: messenger RNA, 1203 nt
Organism: Vitrella brassicaformis
Lineage: Eukaryota; Vitrellaceae
Source: the annotation of a GenBank genome assembly